Solanum stenotomum is the source of this 1293-nucleotide messenger RNA. RefSeq lists its product as uncharacterized. Bases 1 to 1293 code for a protein of 430 amino acids. The transcript is spliced from 3 exons. Lineage: Eukaryota; Viridiplantae; Streptophyta; Magnoliopsida; Solanales; Solanaceae. The record is from RefSeq and is a predicted model, not a curated record.
AUGGCAGAAAUGAAAGUGAGGGAUGUGGCAAUCCCACGAACCACCAAUGUUACCUCAAGUAUCCAGAAACCUGCACCUGAUGGGAGGUUUGAAUUGAAGCGGAACGUGGUGCAACUAUUGCACAUAAACGGGCAGUUCACGAUUCUAUCUCAUGAAGACCCACGAGUGCCUAUCCAGAAUUUCCUUGAGAUCAGUGACACAUACAUUCCAACGAGAGUGAACUCUGAUUAUAACUUGGAAAAGCAGUUUGGGCAGUUUGCUAGUGCUCAAAAUUCCCGACCACAAGAGGGUUUGCUGGGAAAUACCGACCCGAACCCGAAGCAAGUAAAUGUUGUGAGCACUCGGAGUGGUCUUCCAUUGGAGGAGUUGAUGCCAAAGGAAAAGGUAGCUGAUGAAAAAAGAACACAUGUAGAUGAAGCAAAAUCAAGUGAACAAAGGGUGAAUGAGAAACCAAAAGUAAAACCACCUCCUCCAUUCCCACAGAAAUUCAGGAUACAAAAGGAGGAGGAAUGUUUUGGUAAGUUUAUUGAAAUGCUUAAACAGGGCAUUCCUAAGUAUGCCAAAUAUGUGAAAGAUGUGGUAUCGAACAAGAGCAGAUUGUCUGAAUAUGCAACAGUAGCACUCACGGAGGAGUACAGUUCUAGGAUCCAGAACAUGCUCCUAAUUAAGUUGAAAGAUUCAGGAAGUUUCACUGUUCAGAUACAGAUUGGCAAAUAUGUUGAGGCAAGAGGUUUGUGCGAUUUGGGUGCAAGUAUCAAUUUAAUGCCUACUUCUAUGUUUCUUAAAUUGGGACUAGGAAAACCCAAGCCCACAAUCAUUAUAUUACAGUUAGCGGACCGUUCAGUGUCAAGGCCAGAUGGUGUUAUUGAAGACAUCUUGGUUCAAGUGGGAACUCUGAUUUUCCCCGUGGACUUUGUCAUUCUGGAUUUUGAGCCUGACCCAGAGGUCCCAUUUUUUUUGGGACGCCUAUUACUAGCCACCGUAGGUGCAUUAAUUGAUGUGGCAGCCGGUAGACUCACAAUGAGGGCUCAUGACAAGGUCGAGGUAUUUGAUGUAUACAAGACAAUGAAGCUGCCUGCAAUAUAUGAGGAGCUGUUUGUAAUUACAGUCAUUGAUGAAGCUAUGGCAUCUAAAUAUGUUGAAGCCCAAGACCCUUUAGAGAAAGUGCUAAUUGGGCAUGACAUUGAGGGAGAUGUUGUAGCCCAGGAGUUGGCUAACAUCCUAAAUGUCCCGAAUGUGAAUAUGCUUUGCAAGUUUGUGGAGCUAUUAAAUAGAGUCCUGGACCACCUCUGA